AUGUUAAACAAUCACAAGCUUGCCUGCUUCCUUGUCUUGGGCUGCUUAGUUACCGGAAGUAUCUCAAACGGUGAUAUUCAUAGUCGCGCCGGCGACGUGGAUGUCGGAAAGCCAAAUAACGAUGCUGGAACAUCUUCACUCGAAUUGGGCGGCCGACUGGCACUUGUAACUGGUGCGGCCAGUGGCAUCGGGCGGAGUGUUGCUAUGGUACUCGCUCGGGAAAAUGUCACCGUAAUCGUUGCUGAUAUCAACAAAACCGGAGGAGACCAAACCGUCGAUAUGCUUCCAAACAAACACCUUAACCACACGGCCAUGUACGUGGAUGUUCGAAAUUCGACUUCAGUUAAAGAUCUCGUCGAAUGCAUCGAAACUACACACGAAACGAACAUCAGUAUUGUGGUCAACAGUGCUGGGAUUCUGCAUCAUAUAACACCACUCGUAAAUCUAAGUGAAGCGAUAUUCGACGAUGUAAUCAGCACCAACCUAAAGUCCACGUUCCUCAUUACACGGGGAGCGGUCAAGUCCAUGGUGGCUCAAAACGGGAGCAAGGGCGCCAUUGUGAACAUCGCGAGCAUCAACGGCAGGGAUGGAGUUUCCGCUUACGCGGCUUCAAAGGGCGCAGUUCUGGCCUUCACCAAGUCUCUGACUUUGGAGCUGUCGACCAAGGGAAUACGGGUUAACGCGAUCCCACCCGGGCUCACCAAUUCCUUUAGGGUUUGUCAGUCACCAUCAGAAGUUGUACAAAAUCAGGUUGUGAACAUCAAUCCCACGCUGUCUACCUCAAAGCCGGAAGAAAUAUCUGAAAAGAUUGCGUUGAUUUUGAGCCCCUAG
This is a messenger RNA of Ixodes scapularis (black-legged tick), 831 nucleotides long. Its product is annotated as (3R)-3-hydroxyacyl-CoA dehydrogenase-like. Bases 1 to 831 code for a protein of 276 amino acids. The transcript is spliced from 3 exons. Gene Ontology annotation, molecular function: oxidoreductase activity, acting on the CH-OH group of donors, NAD or NADP as acceptor. The record is from RefSeq and is a predicted model, not a curated record. Lineage: Eukaryota; Metazoa; Arthropoda; Arachnida; Ixodida; Ixodidae.